Molecule: messenger RNA, 1985 nt
Organism: Spea bombifrons (plains spadefoot toad)
Lineage: Eukaryota; Metazoa; Chordata; Amphibia; Anura; Pelobatidae
Product: serum albumin-like
Exons: 15
Coding region: 37-1860 (607 amino acids)
Biological process (GO): transport
Cellular component (GO): blood microparticle; cytoplasm
Source: RefSeq, a predicted model, not a curated record
CUUCAAAAAAGGUCCUCCUCCCAGAAAAACGCAGUCAUGAAGUGGUUCAUCCUAAUCUGUUUGAUAAUUGGCUCCACGGAAUCAAGAAAUAUAUUAAAGAGAGAUACUGAGCCAAGCCACAGGCACAUUGCGGAUAUUUACAAUGCCUUAGGAGAAAAGUACUUUGACGCAAUAGUUCUUGUCAUGCUGUCACAGAAUCUCCAGAAAUGUCCACUGGAAGAGCAUAAUAAACUUGUGACAAAAAUUACUGACUUUGCCAAGCACUGUGUUCAGGAGCCUAAAGAUGAGGAAUGCCUUAAACCACUGGCAACUCUUUUCUUUGAUGCAAUUUGCGCAGUUCCUGAUCUAAAUACUCAUUAUGACUGGAGCAAUGAAUGUUGUGGUAAGGAAGGUGAAGAGAGAAGCAAGUGCUUCAGGGAACACAGGAAUAUUGUCCAUGAGCCAUACAAGAGACCAACAUCAGAAGAACUUUGCGUUGAGUUCAAGAAGGACCCAAAGCACACUUUGGAACAUUACAUUCAUGAAGCUUCUAGGAGAUAUCCAAACCUCUAUUCUCCAGCAAUCAUAGGACUUACUGAACAGUAUAAAACAAUUCUAUCUGACUGUUGUGAAGCAGAAGAGAAGGACAAAUGCUUUACAGAGAGGAUGACAGAACAUAAGAAAGUGAAACAUAUGAUUGAAGCUCAACAGAGACACAUUUGCCACGUUCUUGAUCACUUUCCAGUCAGAGUACUGAAAGCUAUGAAACUUGCUCAGAUCAGCCAAAAGUAUCCACGUGCCUCACUUGAGGUUGUGCAUAAGCUUGUUGAAGAAGUUACACAUUUACAUCAGGACUGCUGUCAUGGUGACAUGUUAGAGUGCAUGGUCGAAAGGAUGGAACUUACUCAGCAUACAUGUGAACAUCAUGCAGAUAUAUCUUCAAAACUAGAGACCUGCUGUCAGAAACCUAUAGUUGAACGAACAACUUGCAUAGUCAACCAGGAAAAUGAUGACCUACCUGAAGGCCUUCCUCCACACGUGACAAAAUUCAUAGAGGAUCCUAAAGUUUGUGAACACUUUGCUAAAGAAAAAGAUGGCUUCCUUUCCAGCUUCCUCUAUGAAUAUGCAAGAAGGCACCCUGAAUUCUCCGUCGAACUGCUCUUGGCAAUUGCUCAUGGAUACGAAAAUUUGCUUGAGAAAUGCUGCAAAGAGGAUAAUCCCCCUGAAUGCUACAAGGAUGCGGCAACACUAUUGUCAAAUGCCAUUAAAAGCAACACCGACUUAUUGCAUCAGAACUGUGGCGCCCAGGAAAAACUUGGAGACUACUUUUUUCAAGUAGAAUUGCUGGGGCGCUAUACCAGGAAAAUGCCCAAUGUGACAACCAGCGGAUUGAUUGAACUCACAAAACAAAUGGUAGAAGUUGGUAAAAAGUGUUGUGCACUUGACGAGAAGAAGAAAAUGCCAUGUGCUGAUGGAGGGUUGAGCAUUCUCAUUGGACAAAUGUGCGAGAAACAAGAGCACACAUUUAUCAAUAACAAUGUUCGACAUUGCUGUAGUGAUUUAUAUUCAGGAAGAAGAGCAUGCUUUACAGGUCUUGGUGUUGAGCCAUCAUAUGUGCCUCCACCAAUAACGGACGAUGCCUUCCACUUUGAUGCAGCCUUGUGCACAGCCACUCCACACGACUUUGAAAUAAAGAAAUUGGGAUUAUUCAUUCAACUCUUGAAACUGAAGCCACAUUUGGAAUCUGAAAAAAUCAAAGAAGUUGUUGCUGAAUUCACAAAGAUGUUAGGGAAGUGCUGUGCUGAAGCAGACCACCAGGCAUGCUUCACUGCGGAGAAACCAAAGUUGAUGGAACAUUGUAAGCAACUGAUUGAACAUUAAACAGAACCAGCCUGUGAGCAGAUCGCUAAAGAAGAUUUGUCUGCUUAAUCAAAAAGCAGAUAUAAUGAAAAUAAGCUCAUGGCACUUAUCUUUGUUCUACAAUAAAUCAAGCUUUCAAAAAUGGA